Messenger RNA from Angiostrongylus costaricensis, 771 nucleotides. The record is from the annotation of a GenBank genome assembly. Lineage: Eukaryota; Metazoa; Nematoda; Chromadorea; Rhabditida; Metastrongylidae.
AUGGGCUGGGUAUUGUCGAACUCACCUCGUCCAUUAUGUAAUCGUUCUCCACCUGACUGUGCCACCACCCAGCAUCGGGCUGGCUCAAUGCGCACGGGACUUCCAUGGUUGCGCGGAGACCAUUUUGACUACGUUCCACCAACAAUGAUGCAAUUUCGCUAUUAUUGUUUAUUAAGUAGUUCCUUUUUAGCUGAGGAUAUUCGUUCACAAUGGAAGAAUCUCAAAGAUACGUUCGUGCGCAAAUUACGAUGGGUAUCAGAGGGAAAGUACACUGACGAUCCACUCAAGGAGCCAACUUGGAAGUUUUAUCGCAUGCUGUCGUUCUUGGAUGAUAAAGAGUCGAAACGACUUUCCAACGACCAUCCUAUAUUUGACAUAGCGGCGCUUCAACGAGAUCAUGGUUCUUUCCAGUCGUAUUCAACAACGGAAAAGCCACCGACGCAGCUGGACUCACCGCCGUCACCGACAUUACCGCCAGUUUCUAGUGCUGACAAUGCUGUUGCAGACAAUAUCGUAACGAAAAAUAAUGCUGCAUAUUCCCAUUCCAUGGAUGAAGAAGAGGAACCAAGGCGAAAAAGGCCGUACCACCGUCGACAUACAAUAACCUCACAACCUCAACAGGACGAGUUCGAGUUGUUUGGUGCAAUUAUUGCAGCUCAGUUACGAAGGGUGUCGGACGAGUUUUCACGUGCCGCCUCUCUACGACUUCAAAAGAAACUGAACGAUGUGAUAUUUGAAUCACAAAUGGAGCUGCUUGAAAGUGGGAACUAG